Molecule: messenger RNA, 1595 nt
Organism: Ahaetulla prasina
Lineage: Eukaryota; Metazoa; Chordata; Lepidosauria; Squamata; Colubridae
Gene: FANCL
Product: FA complementation group L
Exons: 15
Coding region: 244-1494 (416 amino acids)
Biological process (GO): interstrand cross-link repair; protein monoubiquitination
Cellular component (GO): nucleus; Fanconi anaemia nuclear complex
Molecular function (GO): ubiquitin protein ligase activity
Source: RefSeq, a predicted model, not a curated record
GCUGCUUCGAAACAGACCGCGGGAUUGCUUUCCUCCUAUUGGUUACUUUACUUUUCGUGCUUUUGCCUGAUUCUUCUCCAAGGUUUUCUCCCUGGCUAAACCGAGCUCAAUCAGAAAACAGUAUUUUCCUCUGAUAAAAAUACUGUGUUUUCCUAGCGAGGGAAGAGAAAGAAGCGCAUGCGCUUGCUUUGGCGGGCCAGGGUGUGCCGUUCGAGGAGCGAAGGGAAAAGGAACAGCUGAGAAAUGACUGCUGGAUUCGGGUCAUUGCUGCGCGAGUGCCCGCUCCUCUUGCCCCAGAACCGGGAAAAAAGUGUCUAUGAGGGCUUCGUCACCGCCCAGGGGAGAGACUUUCACAUAAAGAUAUUGUUACCAAUGGAUGGUCAGUUGAAAAAUGCUAGGAUUCAAUGUAGCUGGCAUCUGAAAAAAUUGCUUCAUGGAUAUCAUCUGAUUUUAAAGCAGAAAACCCUGCUUCACAAAGAUAGGAUGUUGCAAUUACCAAAACUGACUGAGACAAGUGUGCAGUGCGGGAAAGAGGCAUGGACAGAAAUGAGAUUGGAACAUUCUUCAGAUCUAGUCAGUUUCAUGGUAGAGUUGAAGACUAUUUUGGAACUUGCUUUGAAAAACACAGAAGAAUUGUGUGCUCAACCACCUCCACAAUAUUAUUCUGGCCUCAUCGGAGAUAUAGAAAAUUUGGGAUGGAAUAAGUAUUCAUGUUUAUUAUCUUCUGCAAAUACCAAACAGGUUCUGUUUAUUGAUCCUGCUUUUAGUACCAUCAGGUUAAAAGCUGAAGACUCUUCUGGUCGGGAUCAUCAAAUCACUUUGAAAUUAAAUUCAAAAUAUCCCAGAGAGCAACCAGACUGUUCUAUUGACUUACCAGUUCAGUUUUCUUUUUCCUGGACCCCACAGAGUUCCUUACUGAGCAUUCACAGUCAGUUCUUGGCAGCAUUAGAAUCACUGAAGGAGUUUUGGGAUGUUCUAGAUGAAAUUGAUGAGAAGACCUGGGUUCUUGAGCCAGAGAAACCCACAAGGAGCUCUACAAGGCGAAGGAUUGCAAUUGGAAGCAACAUUUCACUUAAUAUAGAGGUAGAUCCCAGACACCCUACCAUGCUUCCUGAAUGUUACUUUCUUGGAGCUGACCAUGUGGUAAAUCCCUUGAAAAUCAAGCUGAAUAGCAAUAUACAGAUGUGGAACCCGGAAAAUAGUUUAUUAAAAAAUUUAAAAGAGAUUUUAGAAAUUGAUUUCCCAUCUCGAGAAGCUCUAGAAAAAACGGACUUCUCUAUGGAUUGUGGUAUUUGCUAUGCUUAUCGUCUGGAUGGGGCUAUUCCAGACCAGGUUUGUGAUGACUCUCAUUGUGGCCAAUCUUUUCAUCAAGUUUGUUUAUAUGAGUGGUUACGUGGGCUUCCUUCAAGUCGGCAAAGUUUUAAUGUCAUAUUUGGUGAAUGCCCAUAUUGUAGUAAGCAAAUCACACUGAAAAUAUCUACUAAGAAAAUCUGAAUACAAAUGGAUAACUGCAUUUCCUGAGCACUUCAAAGGAAAUAGAGAGAGACCAUUAUUAAGAAGACAAGGACAACAAUGGCCACAAUAUACUGAAACAG